GAAUAGUUUUAACGUCUCGCGCAUGUGCAGAAAAUGCAUCGGAAUUAGUAAAAGCAUCGGAACAAUUUCGCGCGCUUUUUUGACAGUGUUUUUUUUUAAAGUGUUGUUUUGAAAUGUGACAGUGAUUUAAAUUUGGAAUUUGUUAUAACAAUUUUCUCUUCAUUUAUUUAGGGGCGUCGAAUGUGUAACAUUACAUAAUGGGCCAUAAGCAAUACUUGGCCGUGGGCCAGUCGGCCCGGAACCGGCUCUUCGGGAUACCUAACAAGAAACCAGUGCCGCUGAACAUGUUGAUAUCGCAACAGGGGAAGUUAAAUCAUGGUCGCCUCGCAGUGAUAACGUUCAGCAUAUGCACAGUGGUUCUAGGGGUGAUACUAUCCUUCGUGCCCUGGCUCGAUUAUAUAAUAUUUAGGGAAUUGAAACUAUGGAAUGGCUCACUGAGCUACAGCUACUGGCAGCGUCCUGGCGUGAUGAGGCUUACCAAAGUGUACAUCUUCAAUGUCACGAAUCCUCAAGGAUUUUUGGAGAACGGUGAAAAGCCUAAGCUGAAUGAAGUCGGACCGUUUGUUUACAGGGAAGAUAUGGAAAAAGUAAAUAUAAAGUUUCAUGAUAACGACACGGUGACAUAUCAACAUAACAAGAUUUUAAGAUUCGUACCGGAAUUAUCCGUAGACAAGACACAGAAACUGGUCGUACCAAACAUACCGCUUUUGACAGUCACCUCAUUCUCCCCAAACCUCGCUGGCUGGCUGUUCAACUUGCUCGUUUCGGGCUUAGCGAUAACAUACAGGGAACGAGCUAAGCCGUUCGUUCAUGUUACAGCCGAAGAACUCGUAUUUGGUUACAAUGACCCUCUAGUCACUCUCGCGCACUAUUUCUACCCCAAGGGAAAACGACCAAACAGUCAAAUGGGACUUUUGCUCGCCAGGAACGGAACACUGGACGAAGUAUCGACGAUUUACACCGGUCAGGACAUGGAGAAGUUCGGAUACUUGGACAAACUUAAUGGCCUGGACCAUCUACCAUACUGGCCUGAGAGUCCUUGCAAUAACAUAAGAGCGUCUGAAGGUUCAUUCUUCCCCCCAAAACUGAUAGCGAAGAACGAAAUCAUCUACGUGUACGACAAAGACUUGUGCAGGAUCAUGCCUCUUAAAUUCAGGAAAACCGUUUACAAAGAAGGCAUACAAGCAGGUCUUUACACACCGCCGAGUAAUUACUUAGAAAAUGCAGAAGUGAAUCCAGAAAAUAAGUGCUAUUGUCAAGGGGAGAAGUGCCCACCAAGGGGGUUGCAAAACAUAAGCCCAUGUCAAUAUAAUGCACCAGUCUACUUAUCUUACCCCCAUUUUUAUGAUGCUGAACCGUCACUUUUAGAAGCCUUCGAAGGUCUCAAGCCAGAUAAGAAAAAACAUGAAAGCUAUGUUUUAUUACAACAAAAAAUAGGAGUACCAAUCGAAGCUCAAGUGAGGGUUCAACUCAACCUGAAAGUGGACCAGGCUCCAAAUAUCAGGGUCAACAAUAUCCACAAAUUUCCCGACAUCAUAUUCCCUGUGAUGUGGGCGCAAGAAGGUAUUGAUGGCAUCCCAACUUCAAUAUGGAAGUGGAUUUUCUUGGGUACAACGUUUGGUCCAAUCGUAGCACCAAUUAUAUCAUAUUCGUUAAUAAUAAUAGGUCUCGCGAUAUUAAUAAAAGUAUUCAUAAAAGCGUACAAAAGUUUUGUCAUAGGACAAAACUCUUUAGAAAUUGUAGAAUUAGGACGUGAAACUAUAAGGCGCGGUUCGACGCUCAUAAUAAACAGUUCGCACAAACUUUUACCCAACAAAGAGGCGUCAUACCAACCUUUGAACCAAUCCAACCCAAAUAUUCCUCAUGGCAGUCGAGAAGAAAAAUUACAAGAAUUAAAUUUUAUAAAUCGAUCAGAUAAUAUCAGUACCAGUAUUGACGAACUGAAAUCAAUACUGAAUAGAGAUUUCGUCAAAGCGAAUUUCACAGAAACAGAACGAGAAUCAUUAAUACAUUCGGAUAACACUUUCAUUAUGUCCGAACAUCGUCGGAGUAGGAUAUACAAAGUAACUGACAGUUAUUAGUAAUUAAUUUUGAGCUUCCAAUGAACAAAAAUGUUUUUUAUGACUAAUUCGUUAAUCGUUACCUCUUCUCGUUUACAUUUUUGACAUUUGACGGUAAUCUGUAAAAAUGACGUUUGAUAUAUUUUGAACAUUAUCUAUGUGUUGACUUUUUUAAAAUCAAGGCAAAGAUUUGACAUAUUGAAUGUAAAUUAUCGUCGUUUCUUUGCACAAAAUAUGUUUUGUGUUGAGAUUCGCUGUGUUCGAAAUGUAUAACGAAUACUGUAAUUGUGAAAUUGUCAAAUUGUAUUUUGACAAAUACGUAUGGUAAGUAUUUUUUUAUUAGUUAUAAAAUAUUGCUCAAUUGGAAACGAUUAGAAUUUACCAAAUAUUAAUGAUUGACUGUAGUAAUAACAUAAAGAAUAUACUUCAUUUAAUCUUAUUACAUUUAUUUAUAUAUUUUCAUACAUAAUAUAUAUUAAAAAUAAUUACAUAUUUAUAGACUACACUUAUAACAAUCAAAAGAUCAGAAAAAAAAAACAAAUUUAUUUUCAUUUUUUUAAAUAAUAAUUUUACUUUUAAAAUUCGAACAACAGAAAAAAAUAAUUGUAAUUAUAUUUUUUUUUAUUUAGUGAAGUUACCAAGGCCAUAACAGGGAUCAAUUCAACUAAUUUAUAUCAGUAACGAUACGUUUAUUCAAUCCAACUUCGAAUAUUCUAUAUCUGUUUAGUACUUAACCUAUAUACCGUAAUGUCAAAACAUAAUUAUUACCGUAAUAUAUCGAUAUUUAUAAUGGCAAAACAUUACGUUUCAAUUAUUCGACAAAGUGAUAAUUUGUUAGUAAAUUUUUCCCCAGUAUAUUGAAGAUAAAUAACAGUUCUACUUUAUUAUGACAAAAUAGAUAAAUAUGAUUAACUUUGACUCUGACUUAAGACUUAUUAAUAAAAUGUAAAAAUAACAUAAUUAUUUAAUAAUAAAAUAGUUUACUUUUGGGGUGACCAAGCAAUCCAAAUUUUAUAUAUAUAUAUGUAUAUAACAAAAAAUAUACAGAAAGUUAGUUUGACGUUAUAAUAAUAUCCAAUAUUGAAUUUAAAUGACAAUACAAUUUACAGUAAUAUAUUAAUUAGUAUUUUAUAAUAUAAAUAUAUAUUAUCUGUGUAUAUAUUAUCUGUCAUCUCGGGUGACACACAUCGCGGAGCGCGGGAAAAUACAAUGGCGGAUAUUGUAUGUGAAGAACGCGCGAAGUGAAGACGGUGUGUGUGCAUAGCAAGCUGAUAUAAAAAAUAUAAUAAAUCUUAUUUAGUUUGUAAUACCGACCUUACGUCGUGCAUUAAAGUGUAAACAUUACAGUGGCCAUCGUCAGCGUUUUAGCUAAGGCGCAACCUUUAAGGCAAUUUGCGAGCUCACAAAAAACCACUGCAGUACAGGCACACAUAAAAUACUUGUAUCCAGUGCUGUUCAUGACUGCUAGCUACGUAGCUGGCCAUCAUAUCGAUGAAAGUGAUCACUAACGCUCCACAAUUAUUUUUUAUUCUAAAUAUUCCUUAUAACAUCGAAUCUAAAAUUAGUUAGAUCCCAAUCCAUUAAACAAUAUGUAAAAGAUAUUUCCAGAUAUCAGAUAUUAAUAAAAUAGAUGAUAAUGAAAAUAGUCUCCUUAUUAAUUUCUUACUUAUCUUAUAUAAAAACAAUUCAUCAGCUAUCAUCACUAUCAGCAACGAAACAUUUUUGUCAUAUAUUUCGACAUCUUCUUCCCGUCAAUAUAUGUGGUCUUUGUAAAAUGACAUUUAACAGUGUUGUUGGUUAUCUAGUAAUUGUAUAAUGAUAAUAAUAUUAGAAUUUUCAACAAAAUAUUCGGACUGUUAUAUAUUAAAAAUUUUAACCUUAUAUUUAAAAAGGUGGGGACGGUCCUUGAAAGAUAUUCAUAUCCUUAAAUGUACUUAAAUUGAUUUUUGUUUAUAUCAGUGUUUUUCAACGUUCUUCUCUAAAGAAUAAUUUAAAAUCCUACUUCUUUAAUAUACAAUAUGUAGUCGAAUUUUUACCACAGUUCAACAGAACAAAAAAUACGUAAAUCUUUUACUAUUUAUACGAGUAUAUAAUAUUAUGUACAUUGUAAUUGACAGUUUUUAUAGAAAAUUACCUUAGAAUCAUAGACGUAAAACUUUGACCGUGUUAAUAUUUAGAAUAAUUAAUCAUUAGAAUAUUUUUUACCUUUUAUUAGCAAAUUAAAAAAAUAUAUGAACCGUCUAUAUACAUGUCGAAAAACACUGGUUUCUACUUUUUAAUUGUAAUAAUAUUAGUGGAAUGGCAGUAGAUAUAUUACUGUUUGAUAUAUUUUUCUUCACUAAACAUAGAGUUAACAUAUUACAAAAUAAAGUUACCAAUUAAAUAAUAUAUUUAUUGUAGAAAAUGCUAUAUAUAUUAAGCAUUGUAUAGACGAAAUUAUUUUUGCUUUAAUAUUGCAAAUGUAUUAUUUUUGUUUUAAUUACCUCAUUUAAUAUUGAAGUAUGGACUGUAGGGGUAAUAAGGUCAUAUGUUACUCAAAAAAGUGUCAACUGAAAUGUCUGAUAUAAGGAUUUCAUACUCUUUUUACGUGCUUAUCAAUUGGGAUUCAAAACAUGAUUGAUAUAACAAAUUGAAAAUAUCUCCUUUUAAAGGAGGGCUUCCAAGUAUUAGCGUGUUCCUUUAAAUCUUUGCCAUCUUAAUUUUCGUACAUUUUGAAGAACACCUUUUAUACAGAAGAUAAUUUCAAUUGCCUCUACAUUACACAUAUCGAUCCAGAUUUAGGCAAAAUGCAAUCAAAUUAAUGAUUAGCGAUAACGAUUACAAUACGUAAUCAUUAAUCACGAUUACAGUAUAACCAAAAUAAUCAAGUGCCCCAGAACAGCGCACAAUCAAUCAAUGUUAAUAGUGAUUGAUUGUACACAUUGUAACCGUAAUCGUUCAUCAUUAAUCUGAUUACAUUAUACCCAAGUCUGCCUCGAAAUAUAAACUUAUAAUAAUAUAAUAUAUAUAUUUUUACGUCAAUGAAUAAGUAAUUUAAUUAAAUAAUGACAAAAUGUAUACAGAAAAUUAGUUAAAAUGUAAUGUUUUAAAAAUAAUAAAUUGUUAACAUGAAUUGUUAAAUAACAAAUCUAGGGCUCUUGGGUGUUUUUUUAUUUGCUCAAUUUAUAUUUGUUACAUAAUUAUACUGUUUGUGGUUUAUUUUCAUAAUUAUUUUUUUCGGGUUGUUGUCUUGCAUUUUAUUUAUUUAGCCUAAUUUUUAUUUCGCGCUUUUUUUACGGUGUUGCCACAAACUUUAUAAUAUUGUAAUGUAAAAGCUCAUAUUAAGCUUUAAGAAUAAAGACUUUAGACUAAUAUUAUAAUUAUGUAAAUGGUUUACAUAAGACAUUCCAAUUUUUAUGUAAUUGAGAGGGUAUUAAGGACAUUACUUAGUAGUUUAUACAUAUGAUAAUGUAAAUAAUACUUUAAGGUCAAAAUUUUUGUAUCCAGUACCUUGUUAUAAUAAAAUGUGAAUAUUCAA
Molecule: messenger RNA, 5577 nt
Organism: Nymphalis io (European peacock)
Lineage: Eukaryota; Metazoa; Arthropoda; Insecta; Lepidoptera; Nymphalidae
Gene: dsb
Product: scavenger receptor class B member 1
Exons: 13
Coding region: 198-2081 (627 amino acids)
Cellular component (GO): membrane; cytoplasm
Molecular function (GO): scavenger receptor activity
Source: RefSeq, a predicted model, not a curated record